CUGUGGAUUUUCUUAUGUCAUGUUAUUUUGCGUGUAGGCUUUGGCAUUUAAUGUCAAAUGUGUUAAAGUAAAAAUUAUUGAACAGCACUGGUGCCUUAUAUUUUCUUCACGGAUUAUCUUAUCAAAUAAACCAAUCGGGCAGUUUUUCAGCAGCCAUGACGGCUUUCGAAGAAUUCGGCGUCCUCUCCGAGCUGGGGAAGGCGACCGAAGAAAUGGAUUGGACAUUACCAACAGAUGUCCAGGCCGAAGCAAUUCCUCUCAUUUUGGGUGGUGGUGACGUGCUUAUGGCUGCUGAAACUGGUAGUGGAAAGACCGGCGCAUUUUGUUUACCUAUAUUACAAAUCGUAUGGGAGACGUUAAAGGACAUGCAAGAAGGUAAAACUGGAAAGGUCCUGCAGCAUGUUGCGACAGAGUGGACGAUGUCGUUCUUUGACCGAACGGAUGCGCUAGCUGUGACUCCAGAUGGUCUGAGGUGCCAGUCACGUGACGCGAAGGCAUGGCACGGCUGCAGAGCUACGAAAGGCGUCCACAGCAAGGGAGCUUACUAUUACGAAGCCACUGUAACCGAUGAGGGUUUGUGCCGUGUUGGUUGGUCUACACAAGCUGCAAGGCUUGAUCUUGGAACAGACAGAUUUGGUUAUGGUUUUGGUGGUACUGGCAAGAAGUCCAAUUCAAAACAAUUUGAUGAUUAUGGUACAGCAUUUGGUAUGAAUGAUGUUAUUGGUUGCAUGCUUAAUUUAAACAAUGGUGAGAUCCGUUACACAAAGAAUGGAGAAGAUCUAGGAGUAGCAUUCAAGAUUGAGCAACCUAGGCGGUCUGAAUGUUAUUUCCCAGCCAUUGUGCUGAAAAAUGCUGAAAUGAGUUUCAACUUUGGUGCAACUCCUUUUAAGUAUUCACCACCAAGUGAAUACAUAGCUAUUUGUCAAGCACCAAAGGAGAAUGUGAAACUCAAUGCAAUUUCUGCUGGGGCUGGUGCUGAGGCUAAACCAGUAAACAAUGCUCCACAAGCAAUCAUCAUUGAGCCGUCGCGCGAGUUAGCGGAACAAACUUGCACACAAAUAACAAAGUUUAAGAAAUACCUGGAGAAUCCUACGGUGCGCGAGUUACUCGUCGUGGGAGGUAUUAACGUGAAGGAUCAGAUCAAUCAGCUCAACUCCGGAGUAGACAUAGUUGUCGGCACGCCUGGUCGACUUGAAGAUCUUAUACAGGGUGGAUAUUUGGCUCUCACCCAUUGCCGGUUCUUUGUGCUCGACGAAGCCGACGGCUUACUCAAAGCUGGAUACGGAGAACUGAUUGAACGCCUUCAUCGUCAAAUACCAAAGAUUACUUCGGACGGCCGCCGUCUUCAGAUGGUGGUGUGUUCGGCGACACUCCACGCGUUCGAAGUUAAGAAAAUGGCGGAGAAAUUAAUGCAUUUCCCAACAUGGGUGGACUUAAAAGGAGAAGACGCGGUACCCGAAACGGUGCACCACGUUGUGGUGAAUGUGGACCCGCAAAAGGAUCGUCUGUGGGAGACGUUGCGCAAGUACCUGCAAACCGACGGCGUGCACGCUAAAGAUAACAUUCGAAGCGGUAAUACCACGCCAGAGACGUUGUCGGAAGCCGUGAAGAUCCUCAAGGGAGAAUACUGCAUCCGCGCUAUUAAAGAACAUAAGAUGGAUAGAGCCAUAAUAUUCUGUCGCACGAAGCUGGAUUGUGACAACCUGGAACGCUAUUUGAAGUCAUACGGCAAUGAGUUCUCGUGCGUGUGCCUGCACGGCGACAGGAAGCCGGCCGAGCGUAAGGCCAACUUGGAAAAGUUCAAGCAGAACCAGGUCAAGUUCCUCAUUUGCACCGACGUCGCUGCCAGGGGUAUCGAUAUAUCGGGACUGCCGUUUAUGAUUAACGUCACCCUGCCGGACGAUAAAUCAAACUACGUGCAUCGCAUCGGUCGUGUCGGCCGAGCGGAACGCAUGGGGCUCGCCAUCAGUCUUGUCUCUACCGUGCCGGAGAAGGUGUGGUACCACGGCGAGUGGUGCUCGUCGCGCGGCCGCAACUGCUGGAACACCAACCUCAUCGACGACAGGCCCAAGGGCUGCUGCAUGUGGUACAACGAACCCCAGUAUCUGGCGGACAUAGAGGACCACUUGAACAUAACGAUCCAGCAGGUCGAGCCAGACAUGAAGGUUCCGAGUAAUGAGUUCGACGGUAAAGUUGUGUACGGUGAAAAGAGGAAACAAGUCGGAACCGGAUAUCAGGAUCACGUAAGCCAAAUGGCGCCCGUAGUGAAGUCGCUACAAGAGCUGGAAUCGCAAGCGCAACUCUACUAUCUCAAGCUGCAUCAUAAUGUUACCAUAGCAUAAAUAUUUACCAACUGUGUAAUAUGUACUGUAAUAAUUUAUACUAAAUAUGUCGCUUCUGAUUAACAGACUGAUGAUAAGCUAAUUUUUGUGUAACAUUAAAUUAUCAAAAUAUUUGACAUG
Messenger RNA from Manduca sexta (tobacco hornworm), 2462 nucleotides. It is a transcript of the gene Ddx1, whose product is annotated as ATP-dependent RNA helicase Ddx1. Gene Ontology annotation, molecular function: RNA helicase activity; ATP binding; nucleic acid binding. The coding region runs from base 156 to 2342 and encodes 728 amino acids. Lineage: Eukaryota; Metazoa; Arthropoda; Insecta; Lepidoptera; Sphingidae. The transcript is spliced from 13 exons. The record is from RefSeq and is a predicted model, not a curated record.